This is a messenger RNA of Trichobilharzia szidati, 1389 nucleotides long. The record is from the annotation of a GenBank genome assembly. NCBI's taxonomy places the organism in Eukaryota, Metazoa, Platyhelminthes, Trematoda, Strigeidida, Schistosomatidae.
CUUUAAAUUCUAGGGCGAAAUAUGUAGACAAACAGGUGUAGCAAUGGGAAAAAAUAUACCUCUUAAUAUAUUUAGUCCUACUCCAAAAAUAUGGUGGAGAUAUGUGGAUAACACUUUCACAGUGUUGAAGACAGAACAUACCUCCAGUUUCUUCACACAUAUAAACUCACUAGUAAUGGGAAUAAAAUUCACAUUUGAAUCGGAAAAUGAACAAGGAGAGUUAGCUAUGUUAGACUGCAAAAUAAAACGAACAGAAGAAGAUAAACUGCACACUGGCGUUUAUAAAAAGCCAACGCAUUCUAGUAGAUAUUUAGAUUUGAAUUCAUCUCAUCCGUUGUCUAUAAAGGCAGACCUAGUUAAGUGUCUAACAAACCGAGCAAUAGCACUAAGUAGUACAACAAAAAACCUAAAUGAUGAAAUGAAACAGAUCGAAGAAGCGUUGGUGUUAAAUAACUAACCAUGCUAUAAAAUUCAUUAGGAAGAUCAAGAAAGGUCGAAAGCAAAAUAAAAGUAAUGGUGAGGCUAAUAAUGAUAACAUAAAUAAGAAGGAAUAUAGGACAUCUACAGUUUCAUCAUAUAAGGAGGGACAUCUGAGACCCUAUGUAGGAUUCUCAAUAAAGCGUUCAAAGCAAUAGGGAUUCAAACCUACAAACUCACUCAGAGACAAGCUCUAUAGACUAAAGGACGCAGUGGACCCAAUUAAACAAAACAAUAUAUUUUACAAAAUACUUUGCAAUAACUGUGAGUUAGGUCAAAGUAGCAGAUAGGGAGUAGUGAGACUAUCAGAACAUAAGAAUUUAGCUGAGGUUACAAUGAUCGAUCCCACGAAGAUAAGUAAUUUAGAAAAAAAAGCUCAGCAAUCGCACCGCAUGCAUUAACACACAACAGGGUGGGUGGGACAGAGUCAAAAUUCUAAGAAGUAAUAUAGGUAGAAGGAGAGAGAGAUUAAUUACUGAAUCCUGCCUGGUUCAUUGAGUCUACACCCAACACAUGCAACAGAAAUGACUCAACGCAAAUACAAGAGAUAUGGAAUAUAUAUUAUUACCAGUCAAAUCAGAGGAUAAUAAUGUUAAAAUGUAUUCAAUUCACAUUAUAACAUUCUAACAAGUUACUUAUUUUACUUUAAAAACCAUCUUAUUUCCCAUCCUAUUGUAUUGUAUUGAUAACACUGAUAUUAUUUCCGAAUGUACAUUAUCUUAUAUUGUUUUUAUUCAAAUGUCUAAUUAUCAAUUUUUACUCAUGUAUAUAAAUGAAGCAAGAAAGUUGUGUGAGUAACUUGAUAUGAUUGUGAACAAUUUGUGCUCGAAACGUGGUCAUCAGUAAAUAUUACUGUAUAACACUGUGUAAUUUUAUCAAAAUAAAAUUUUAUCCAUAAUGGAGUUAUACUCU